CAAAGCUGUAGUAUAUCACAUACAGCAUAACCUGAAACGUCAUACAAUCACAAUUCAGAAGUAUCGCACCAAGCAAAUUUAAUUUGUAAAGCAGCAAUUAUAUUUGCAGACGCUGCGACCGAGCCAAAAUUGACGAUGAACGCGAAGAAGGGAAUGAUUAGUUUCGGAAAAAUAAAAACUGAUUUAGGCAAAGGGGUUGGAUUAUCAAGUUCCAGUGAACCUGUUGAAGGCUUUGGUACUUUUGGUAAACAAAUACCCGAGACUAAUCUCACAGAGAUGAAAGAAAUAAAUCCUGAGGAUGAGGAAGAGACUAAGCAGCUACAAGAAGUCAUGGGAAUGACAAGUUUUGGUAAAAAGGCUAAAUCUUUUGACAUACAAGAAAUGCUAGACAAUAUUACCAAAACCGUUCGUCUAACUAAAUCCAGCCAUACCCAGUCUGCAAAUGUAACAACGAAUCAUCCCCUUGAAACGGAGUCGAGGAGUACUGACAAAAAGGAAAGCAAAAAGAACAAUAGAAAAGAAUCACCUGAACCAUCUUCUAGUACUUUGGUAAAAAACAAUUAUACCUCAGACAGUAAAAUUGUUGAUAGUGAUGAGGAUGAGAAUGAAGAUGAUGGAAAUGACAGUGAUGGGUCAGAUAUAGGCCAAACUUCUGAAACUAAUAAAAUUCCAUGUAGCCAUGAAAUAGAAAUGCAUCAUGGAACAAAAGCAGUUAUUGCUGUAGCCGCAGAUCCUUCUGGAGCCCGUCUAGCUUCAGGAUCUGUAGACUAUGACGUUUCUUUCUGGGACUUUGCUGGCAUGGAUACAUCUUUAAAAAGUUUCAGAACACUACAGCCUUGUGAAAAUCAUCCAAUAAAAUGCCUACAGUAUUCUAUGACAGGAGAUGUUAUACUAGUUGUGUCUGGUGCAGCUCAAGCAAAAGUCCUGGAUCGUGAUGGGUUUGAGAAAUGUGAAACUGUUAAAGGCGAUCAAUAUAUCACUGAUAUGGCAAGGACUAAAGGUCAUACUGCUGCUUUGAAUAGUGGCUGCUGGCAUCCUUUAAUUAAGGAAGAAUACAUGACCUGCUCUCAAGACAGCACUUGUCGUAUAUGGAUUCUGUACAAGCCACGUGGUCAUAAACAUCUUAUCAAAUGCAGAGCUCAGAAUGGAGUCAAAACUAUACCUACUACUUGUGCUUACAGCAAGGAAGGUAGCGUAGUUGCUUGUGGCUGUGUUGAUGGAUCUAUACAGAUGUGGGACCAUAGAAAAAAUUUUGUUAACACAUCUUUGCUUCUCCGGGGUGCCCAUCAACAAGGUUCUGAAAUAUCCAGUUUGAGCUUUUCAUAUCUUGGUAAUUUGCUUGCUUCUAGAAGUUGUGAUGACACUCUCAAGUUAUGGGACCUUCGAGCAUUCAAGAGCCCAGUUUUUGUUGCCAAGGAUUUAUUCUCUAGAUAUGAUACAACCGAUUGUAUGUUUAGCCCUGAUGAUUCUAUGGUUAUUACCGGAGAAUCUCUCAAAAAAGGGCAGAAGUCUGGGAGAGUGUUGUUUUUUGACACUAAAACUUUUGAUUUGGUUAAUGAAAUUUCUGUCACUAAUUCACACGUCAUAAAGACCCUGUGGCAUCCAAAACUCAAUCAAAUAUUUGUCGGCUGUGGUAAUGGAGUCGUCAAAGCUUAUUAUGAUCCUAAGAGAAGCAUGCGAGGUGCAAAAUUAUGUGUAGUCAAAUCUCAUCAUAAACAGAAGCACAUUGAAAUAAUGUCUACACAACAAAUAAUCACACCACAUGCUUUGCCGCUGUUCAGGCAAGACCGACCAAAGUCUGUUAGGAAACAAAUGGAAAAAGACAGGCUGGAUCCAGUCAAAUCUCAUCGCCCAGAUCUGCCUAUUACAUCUGGACAAGGUGGUAGAGUUGCUUCAUCUGGGGGAACUUUAAGUUCAUACGUCAUCCGGAAUCUGGGGCUUAGUAAACGUAUAGAGGAUGACCAAGAUCCGAGAGAGGCGAUCCUUAAGUACGCCAAGGAUGCUGCAGAAAAUCCAUAUUGGAUUUCUCCUGCUUAUCAGAAAACCCAACCCAAAACUAUAUUUCAAAGUGACCAAGAUGGUGAUGAACCAACUGCUAGUAAGAAGCAAAAAACUUAAAAAUAUUUCAUUUUCCCUUGAUUCCUUUGCCCACACAAUAGCAAUGAACAUAUAUAAUUGUUAUCGAGUAGGAUGAUGAAGUAUCAAUAUUAUUGUACAUAAAUAAAUAAAUCAAGAAAUCAAAUCUAUACCUGA
Molecule: messenger RNA, 2253 nt
Organism: Athalia rosae (coleseed sawfly)
Lineage: Eukaryota; Metazoa; Arthropoda; Insecta; Hymenoptera; Athaliidae
Product: gastrulation defective protein 1 homolog
Exons: 1
Coding region: 136-2118 (660 amino acids)
Biological process (GO): regulation of DNA double-strand break processing
Cellular component (GO): site of double-strand break; nucleus
Molecular function (GO): protein binding
Source: RefSeq, a predicted model, not a curated record